GGCAGCAAUGGAUCAGGUCUACAGUGUAGUUCCAGUGUAAGAUAUAUUUAUUAGAGUCCGGAGGUUGAGAAAGUACCAAAAGUUCAAAGCCACAGUCCCAGCAGAUGAGUCUACACUAAAUAGUGUAGUUACCAUUAAUUUCUUCCAAUAUCAUCCUUGUGAGAACUUCAGGCAGGUCCUGCUGACAGACCCUGGCUUGGCUAGAGGACCUGCAGCCUUCCGUCCCUGUUGCCCCCUCAGAGCCUCCUGCUGCUCCUGGCUCCCCGUGGGUCUCUGCUAUGGUGCCCCGUGGGCCUUAAGCACGUUCUCUGCAGCUGGUGCAGUGGUCAUCUUGAGUAACAACAUUCACAGCUUCUAAAACAAACGUCACUUAAAUUGAGAGCCAGUGAGGGUUUUUCACACAGUGGUGCUUAAUACCAGCACAUCCAGCAAAUCAUGAAGACUAAAACCAAAGGAAAGAAGCAAAGGCAAACUGUUGACAAAGAAGCAUUUUCUGAGGAGUCAGCCAUGAGAAAAAAAGAACUGGCAAAAUGUUUGCGACGCAGAGAAAGGAGGAAUGGGGGAAACAAGGAGAGCAGUAAGAUCACUGCAGCCAGAGCCAAGCGCCCUUGGAGCACCAAGGACAGGCACCUGAGGAGGCUGGAAAGCAACGAGAGGGAGAGACAGAGAAUGCACAAGCUCAACAACGCGUUCCAGGCCCUGCGGGAGGUGAUCCCUCACGUGAGGGCUGAGAACAAACUGUCCAAAAUAGAGACUCUCACACUGGCCAAAAACUACAUUAAGUCCUUGACCUCCAUUAUACUCAAUAUGUCCAAUGGACACUUUCCAGCAGCAGAAGGGAUGGGGGGAACCUGGGGGUCCAAAUUGUACCAACAUUAUCAACAGCAGCAUGGGGAGGGUGACCAUGAGGAACAUCUACAGAAAUGUGCCACGUAGAUUCAUAGCUUCAGCCAGAGCACCCACAGUUAGCUGCUGCCAUCAUUAUUUUUCCUUCUUACAUCAUAAUACAUGUCAGUAAUUGGAGCUUUUAAGAGACUGUUUUUGCCUCCAGCUCUCCCCUCUUUUUUUUUUUUUUUAAAGACAAACAGGCAACACUCAUGGCUCUAGUUUAUAUGGCACAUUAAAAAGCUACCUUAAACUAUAAGAAUUUUUCAGAGCAUAAUGAAUGUAUUGUGGGUUUGCCAGAGCUUGGAAACCUAUCCUGUAACACUGGAGUUGACUUGAAUAUAAGGAUUUAGUAACUUUUGAAAGUCACCCUCCUUGGGAAGGUUGUGAGUUGAGCUUUUAAGGUCUGUGUCACCUGAGUUCUUUGGAGCUUGGGGAAUUGUGGCUGUAGCUCUGUUCCCCAGCCUUGCAGUGCCUGUUGUGAUCUCCCAGGCCACAGAGGAAAAUAAAAUUGAUGACUGAAGUGACGGGAUGGGAAAUCAGUCACUAAAUCUGAAUAUUUAUCUUAAUAUUUAUCUUUUAUGGAUCUGCUCUGAUAAUUUUGAACCUUGCAAGGGAUAAGAACUUCUAAAAUACUUGUUGAUGCAAACAUCUGCAAAGCUUUCUUAGGCUGUAAGCUCUCUAGAGUAAGGGCAGUUCUGGUCUGUGUUUCCAGACCAUCCUUUAGUUGGUGUCUGGGUAUCAUUGCAAUACAAAUAAUAAAUAAGGGACAAAUGACUUAUUUUUGCCAAAACAAUGAUAAAAAUGCUUUAGUAUAGUCUUAAGUUAGACAUGAUUUAGCCAAUUUAAAUUAUUUGCUAAUGAAGCCUGUGAUGUGAUCAUGUUCUUUAUGGGUUAAUAUUAGAUUCUGGUACUAUAAAACAAUAAAUGCAGAAACUCUUCAAAAAGGAAAA
Molecule: messenger RNA, 1838 nt
Organism: Lepidothrix coronata (blue-crowned manakin)
Lineage: Eukaryota; Metazoa; Chordata; Aves; Passeriformes; Pipridae
Gene: BHLHA15
Product: basic helix-loop-helix family member a15
Exons: 4
Coding region: 436-936 (166 amino acids)
Molecular function (GO): protein dimerization activity
Source: RefSeq, a predicted model, not a curated record